ACACGAACUAACCGUUUCCGCCUCUCCUUCCUUCACCUAUACAAACUCAUACUCAUACCUCAUGUAGCCCCAUUCUGCUCAAAAUGGGAGCCCAGACCACUUCAAUUGGCGGCCCUCUCGUGCCCACCGUCAAAUCAGAGCCGGCGGAUUCUUCCGCCGCUGCUCCGCCGCCGCACUCGGAGAUGGACCACGACUCUGAUAAGGACAUCCUCUGCCCUAUUUGCAUGCAGAUCAUCAAGGACGCCUUUCUCACUGCCUGUGGCCAUAGCUUUUGCUAUAUGUGUAUCGUCACUCAUCUUCAGAACAAGAGUGAUUGCCCCUGCUGCUCUCAUUUCCUCACUGCUAAUCACCUCUACCCUAAUUUCCUCCUCAACAAGUUAUUGAUGAAGACUUCUGCUCGUCAAACAGCUAAAACUGCCACUCCUUUGGAACAACUUCGCCAGGCACUCGAACGGGGAUGUGAAGCUUCAGUGAAGGAUCUCGAGAGCCUCAUGUCUCUUCUUUCAGAGAAAAAAAGUAAAAUGGAGCAAGAAGAAGCCGAAACAAAUCUACAGAUCCUGCUUGAUUUUAUGCUUUGUCUGAGAAAGAAGAAACUUGAUGAGCUCAAUGAGGUACAAUCUGAUCUAAAGUACAUUAAAGAAGAUAUUCAUGCAGUGGAGAGACGUCGAAUAGAGUUAUACCGUCGAAGGGAUAGAUGUUCGUCUAAACUAAGAAUGCUUGGUGAUGAUCCUUCUUCCAAAUCAGCAUGGCCGUCAGUGGUUGAAAAACAAAGUGGUGCUACAGCCUCCAGACCUUCUCUCACACCUGGCCAAUCCCGCCUUACUUCAGGUGAUCUUCAUAGCAAGAAAGCUGAUGUGAGAUCUUCUGCUAGUCAUUUGGUACUAGGGAAGGAUAGUUAUGGUGGGUCAGACAUCCAGAAUCCUUCUCAAUCAGGACAGGCAUUAGCAAGGAAGAGAAGGGUACAUGCUCAGUUCAAUGACCUACAAGAUUGUUACUUGCAAAAGAGGCGGUAUUGGGCAAAACAAAUGCCAGAGCAGCAAGGGCGUGACUCGCUGAGUUCAAAGAGAGAGGGAUACUCUGUAGGUCUUGAGGAUUUUCAGUCUGUUCUAUCAACUUUCACAAGAUACAGUCGGUUGCGGGUUGUUGCCGAACUCAGACAUGGAGAUCUUUUUCACUCGGCUAACAUUGUAUCAAGCAUAGAAUUUGAUCGAGAUGAUGAAUUAUUUGCUACAGCUGGAGUAUCACGACAGAUCAAGAUUUUUGAGUUUUCAUCAGUGGUUAAUGAACCAGCGGACUCUCAAUGUCCUGUAGCAGAAAUGUCUACUAGAGCAAAGCUAAGCUGUUUAAGCUGGAACAAGUAUGCAAAAAAUCAUAUUGCCAGCAGUGACUAUGAAGGCAUAGUAACUGUUUGGGAUGUGACUACUAGACAGAGUGUGAUGGAGUAUGAGGAGCAUGAGAAACGUGCCUGGAGUGUUGAUUUUUCAUGCACAGAUCCUUCAAUGCUUGUAUCUGGUAGUGAUGACUGCAAGGUCAAAGUAUGGUGUACAAACCAGGAGGCGAGUGUCCUAAACAUUGACAUGAAGGCAAAUAUAUGUUCAGUCAAAUAUAACCCUGGAUCCAGCAUCCAUGUCGCUGUUGGCUCCGCAGAUCAUCACAUUCAUUACUAUGACUUAAGAAAAGUUAGCCAGCCGCUGUAUAUAUUCAGCGGACACAGGAAGGCUGUGUCAUAUGUGAAAUUUCUGUCCAAUGAUGAGCUUGCUUCUGCUUCAACAGACAGUACAUUGCGCCUAUGGGAUGUUAAGGAAAAUGUUCCUCUGCGCACUUUUAGAGGCCAUGCAAAUGAGAAGAACUUUGUGGGGCUAACAGCGAACAGCGAAUACAUAGCAUGUGGUAGUGAAACAAAUGAAGUAUUCGUCUAUCACAAGGCAAUAUCUAAGCCGGCAGCAUGGCAUAAGUUCAAUAAUUCUGAAACAGAAGAAGGCGAAGAAGAUGCGGGGUCCUACUUCAUAAGUGCUGUGUGCUGGAAAAGUGAUAGCCCAACUAUGGUUACAGCAAACAGCCAAGGGACUAUAAAAGUCCUCGUUCUCGCUCCCUGAAACUGCAUGCAUAUGAAAGAAGAAGUAAGUGUAGGGCGAAGUUCUUUACUAACUCUUUCUGUUGUUGGUGUUUGUGGUAUCAUGGGCAAGUUAAUUAUUUGCUUGUAAAUGAAAAUCAUAUUCUUUUUGGGAGAUGUGUUUUCAUAAGCAGGAAAGUAGUAGUUUGGUUUGUUUUUCUAUGUUAUUCGAUUUUGUUUUUAGAUUAGCCUCUGUUUAUAUAAAAUGUUUAGAGAUAAGCUUCCUCGCUGUGGAAUUACAGUUCAGCUCUAAAGAUAUGAAGCUCUUCGUGUUUACAUUUCA
Molecule: messenger RNA, 2396 nt
Organism: Salvia hispanica
Lineage: Eukaryota; Viridiplantae; Streptophyta; Magnoliopsida; Lamiales; Lamiaceae
Product: E3 ubiquitin-protein ligase COP1-like
Biological process (GO): proteasome-mediated ubiquitin-dependent protein catabolic process
Molecular function (GO): protein binding; ubiquitin protein ligase activity
Source: RefSeq, a predicted model, not a curated record